This is a messenger RNA of Papilio xuthus (Asian swallowtail), 1851 nucleotides long. It is a transcript of the gene IP3K1, whose product is annotated as inositol-trisphosphate 3-kinase-like protein. The transcript is spliced from 5 exons. Gene Ontology annotation, molecular function: inositol hexakisphosphate kinase activity. Gene Ontology annotation, biological process: inositol phosphate biosynthetic process; phosphatidylinositol phosphate biosynthetic process. Gene Ontology annotation, cellular component: nucleus; cytoplasm. The record is from RefSeq and is a predicted model, not a curated record. Lineage: Eukaryota; Metazoa; Arthropoda; Insecta; Lepidoptera; Papilionidae. Bases 328 to 1647 code for a protein of 439 amino acids.
UGGAUGUGCGUCGUGCGGUGCUGCGCCCGUCUGCGCGGCUCACUUAUCGUAUUCGCACACGCUCGCCGAUAAGGUCCGGUGUCGAUGAGUACACUACGCAAUUGACGACGGGGAAGUUUGCGUUACUCAUUAUCGACAUAAAGUACGAUAAUCCGCGUCUGCGCGUGCGCCGACCGCCGCGCCAGUGAGCUCGCCACCCGCGCGGCGAUAGCGCCAGCCCUGCACGAGGAGCGAUGGAGCGCCGGCCCGUGUGAUUGACCCGUUGUGGGAUCGCGUUUGUGUACGGCUGGUGACUCGCGAGUACCGCGACCUGGCCUAUCGGCCGAAAUGUCGCCGCCGCAGUACAACUUUCCGCCGACAAGUUAUUCCGCGGUGUAUGGCAGCGACGUGACGAGUGCGAACGUGAACUGUGCCGCUGUUGUGAGCGAUACCACUGACCUACGAAGCUACCUCGGCACACCCACAUCACAAGCAACGCCAUCACCCUCGCUGUUUAGUUGUUUCAAUUGUGCAUUUCGGAACGGCAUAAAUGCUCUCCGUAAAAAUAAACCAGCCGCUAAGGUUAAGGUUGCCUCUGGCAAGGACGAGGACCGCUGGCGCGGCAAAGACGAGGGUGCUCUCUUCAAGCGCUGGAGACGCACGCCCUCGUCGGAGCCGGCCACCGCUGUCCCAGCUCCUGCAACACCGCAGUCGCAACCCUCUGAAUUACUCAAGUUUUUAGCUAUUAAUGCAUUAGAAUUAUCUGCUCCGGCUUCGGAUGCAUUGUUGAAGUCGAGGUCGUCGGAAUGGUUCCAGUUGUCGGGACACCCCGGUUCCCUGGCGCCGGCUGGGCCCGGCACCGUAUGGAAACGGCGCGCGGCCGGCGACCACCCAACUCACAACCCCGAACGCGACGCUUAUGAGGCGCUCGCCGCCUGCCCCUACAUGCGCUCCGCUAUCCCGCGCUACUAUCGCGACCUCGAGUACGGCGGCGAGCACUUCAUUGAACUGCAGGACCUUUUGCAUGGAUUCCGUGACCCACACGUCAUGGACAUCAAGAUGGGCACGCGCACCUUUCUCGAGGAUGAGGUCCGCAACGCCCGCGCGCGGCCCGACCUCUACGAGAAAAUGGUGCGAUUGGAUCCAAACGCUCCCACUGAAAGCGAGCAUGCUGCGCGCGCAGUCACGAAGUUACGUUACAUGCAGUUCAGAGAACAACAGUCCUCAUCCGCCGAGCAGGGGUUCAGAAUCGAAGCCGUGAAGUUGCCGGGACAGCCACCUCUUACAGACUUGCAGAAAGUCAAGGAACCCAAGCAGCUAGCUGCGACCAUAGCGCGAUUCCUGGGCGACGAGAAACAUGCUCGGCGAGCCAUCACCGCGCGCCUACGUGAGAUAAGAGACCUCUUCGAGCGCUCUGAGUUCUUCCGCACACAUGAGAUCGUCGGCAGCAGUAUCUUCAUAAUUUACGACGAAGAGCGAGUGGGUGCCUGGUUGAUUGACUUCGCAAAGACAAGACGCGUGCCCGAGGACAUCGUGGUCAACCAUCGCGCCCCGUGGAAACAAGGAAAUCACGAAGAAGGUUUCUUGUUUGGACUCGACAGGCUGAUUAACAUAAUAGAAACCGCCGGGCUAUCUGAAAAAGACAGCGAGCCCGAGGUGACACGUUGAACGUGGUGCGAGGGAACCUUGGACUCGCUCCGCGGUCGCUGACCGCUCGGCCCCUGCGCCCACCGCUCUUCCUGCGUCAGAGUAACGCUCGGAGAUGUACAGAAUAUACUGUUUGUGUUUGUGCAUAUGAAAGAUAAUGCGAUUGUUUCGCUUUAUAAAACUGAUCUAGUCCUUAAUAAUUUAAAUAAAGUAUCAUUUUCGUAA